Messenger RNA from Humulus lupulus (European hop), 546 nucleotides. RefSeq lists its product as uncharacterized. The record is from RefSeq and is a predicted model, not a curated record. Lineage: Eukaryota; Viridiplantae; Streptophyta; Magnoliopsida; Rosales; Cannabaceae. Bases 1 to 546 code for a protein of 181 amino acids. The transcript has a single exon.
AUGGUUGUCACAAGUCAGAUUUCUAUUUCUGGUGUGAUGUGCAGAGUCCUUAUUGAUUCUAGAGAUACUCAUUCUUAUGUUGCUUUGAAAAUAAUUGAUAAAUUGGGUUUUCCUUGUAAACUUUUUGGGAACAGUUUUAGUACAAUGUUACCAUCUUGUGAGGUUAUGUUGUCAUCUAGGUGGUUACAAUUAGUUUAUGUAGUAAUUGAGGGCAGGAAGUAUCCAACAGACCUUAUAGAAUUAGAUAUACCAGACUAUGAUGAGAUUCUUGGCAUGGACUGGUUAACUAAAUUCGGUGCAACUAUAGAAUGUAGAAGGAAGACAGUAGUGUUUAAACCAAAUGAAGGUGAAUCCUUUUCCUUUAAGGAAGAAGUGAUGGGAUUUCGAACACAUGUCAUUUUGGCAUUGAAAGCUCGGAAUAUGAUGCAACAUGGAUGUUCAUCAUACUUAGCAAGUGUUUUGGAUAAGUCUAGAAAAAUAGAAUUGAAGCGAGAAAAUGUUCACAUAGCUAUGAAUUCUCGGAAGUGUUUCCCGAGGAUCUACUAG